Messenger RNA from Suillus fuscotomentosus, 1230 nucleotides. RefSeq lists its product as uncharacterized. The coding region runs from base 1 to 1230 and encodes 409 amino acids. The transcript is spliced from 3 exons. NCBI's taxonomy places the organism in Eukaryota, Fungi, Basidiomycota, Agaricomycetes, Boletales, Suillaceae. The record is from RefSeq and is a predicted model, not a curated record.
AUGAAACUGACAGUUCACAGCUACGUUUAUGAUGAAGGGCCAAUGUUGUCACACUCUGCUGCGACGCUGGAGCUCGGACGCGACCUAGUUCAUGCAGCCUCAUCUAGUCUCCGAUGGAGAAAACCGUCUGUCUCCUUUAACAAACGACUGUUCGCACUGAAACACAACCGACUAUAUCAAUUCAGCGUGAGCCCGCCGCAGGUUGGCAUACCGGCGCCUCAAACACAUGUUCUUAAGGACUGGGGGGUUCCUCCGACUGACGAAGAAGCAUUGGCAAUUGAAACCCUUGAGGAGUUUAUACAUCUCAAGUGGGAAGUCCCCUAUGCUCGUAUUGCCCGAAAGCGCCCUGCACUGCAGGAUUCACGCUCAGACAUCCAUGAUCCACAAUCGCGACAGACCGCGCGCUCUUCAACAUAUGAAGUGCCUCUAGAACGACCCACGACGCGACCCAGAUACCAUACCGCCUCUAUUUCAAACUUGAUACCCCAGCCUCAUUAUGUCCCAGGUCCGCAUGUUGGUUUUCGGCCGUUGGACAGCGAGCACCUCAGGCCUUACAGAAAAACUCGGCCAUCACUGAUCGCACCGUUUGACCUUGCCUCGGCUAAGCUUUUCUUGAAUAGUAUUUACAAGAGGGCGGCAUGGCUUAUUCCUCUGCGUGGCAUCCUACCAUGGGACGGUGCUACCUGUGCCACCAUCCUGGAACCCCCGCGAGUUCCACAGGGAGAUGAUAUUUCUCCGCUCCCCUCUGGACCUGCACCGCUAUGCGACGGAAUUUCAGGAAUUACUUGGACUCAUAGUUCGAUCGUGCACUUCUGGCAUUUCCUGAUAUCCAUUCAGCAAGCUGAAAAUCUUGGGUCCAUCUCGAUUGUCUUCCAUAGCGCACUGUCGGAUACCGCAUCUACACUUGACAGUGCACUCAGCUUAACGUCAGGAAGUGGCAGUUGGCUUGUUCAACCUGCACAAUCGAGGAGAUCCGCUGAUCUUUCCGGUAGCUUUUCGGAUGAGGAUCGUCAACUGGAAGCAACGGACUUUAUCAAGGUGUAUCAUGAUACCAAGUACUCGUUCUACCUCCGAAAUAUUCUGGACGCCUACAGGUACAUUCCCGAAGAAACCGUAUCAGACUCGGAGAGAAGAAACCAAGUAACGGGAUUGAUGACGAAGGUCAGAGUACUGAGAUUAGCACGACUCGUAAUUGUCGACGACCGAUCCAGAGCUGUCUUAUUGUCCUGA